Diversispora eburnea is the source of this 959-nucleotide messenger RNA. The record is from the annotation of a GenBank genome assembly. NCBI's taxonomy places the organism in Eukaryota, Fungi, Glomeromycota, Glomeromycetes, Diversisporales, Diversisporaceae.
AAUUUAUUGGUCAUCAUUAUCUGAAACAGUGGAUUUUAAUCCCAGAGUAUAUGUAGAAUUUGUAAUUAAUUAUUGUCCCAAUCUUUGGUUUGUUUCAAUUUAUAUCAAAGAUAAUUCAUUAACUGAAUUGGAAGUUUUAUUAUCAAAUUUAAAAAAGCUUGAAGGUAUAGAAAUUCAAGUAGAUGGUAAAACUGAUACCACAAAAUUAUUUGAUAUCCUAUGUACCAAAUCACCUUCAAUUUUAAAUUAUUUAAUUUUUGUGGAUAAUCAUUGUGAUUGGAUGGUUUUACCUGAAAUGUUAGAAUCCUUUUUUUUGGAAUGGGGAAAGAAACGAAAAAAAAAUAUGUUGAAAAUUUAUUUUCAAUGGGAUAUCAUUGAUGUUGAGAAUUAUAAAAUUAUUAAAAAAUAUAAUCAAAAAGGUGUCAUUCAAGAAUAUGCAUUUGAUUUUGAUAACAUUUUUCAAAUUGAAGAAAUAAGAAAUAGAUUUGGAUAUUAUUUUUAUGGUGCUGAAUCUGAAGUAACUCAUGUUACGUCUUCCUCUCUUCGUUAUAACUUCGCAUAUGCUCUAAUUACGAUUGGUGGUUUUAUAUCUUUGGUUAGCUUCUUUGGUUGUUAUGGAGCAGCAAAUGAAAAAAUAAGUUUUUUACAAAUAUAUGUAUCAUUAUUGUUCUCGUUAAUAGUUUCUCAGAUAGAACCCCACCUCAUACUUAAUGUGGAAAAUUAUUUUCAAUGUUGUGGAUUUAAUUCAAUUAAUGAUAGAGUAGUUGAACCUUGUAGAUUUUAUGAUUCAUGUCAUGAAAUGAUGAAAGAUCCUUUAAUAUAUAGUUUACAAACAAUCGGAAUUGUGGGUGUCGUAUUGGGAAUAUUGGAAGUACUUCAUUAUUCCGAAGAAGGAAUAGAAGAAAGACAAGCUUUAUUGACUAGAGGGGGAGAAGAAACGCGUGAAAAUAUUUAUCAAC